AUGGUGCCGAGCAUGGCAGCCACUAGCCCCGAAGUGGCAACCAAGCGAAGGAAAGUCACACCACCUGGAGCUUCAACCAUAGCUCCGAGCUCACAGUGCAGACUCUUGCAGGACUUUGAAGACGGUGAAAACUGUGACUUUGUGGCAACGGUGGCAAAGAUCGAGGGUUACGAGGAGCAGCCGUGGACAGAGGAAACUGGGCAUGAGAGAGAUGAGCCGUAUGGAGGUGGAUGCGCCAAAGUCGGCUUUCCCCAAGCUGCCGAUUCCGAUGCGACGGCAGUUGACAAGCGCCCACCAAAACGAAGCAGGCAGGAUCCACAGCGGUCCUCAGCCGAGGCAUGUUACAGCAACAGCUUUGAUGCCUUGACACCUGAAGAGUUCGACUGGUUCACACGGGUGCCACGGUUUCUGGCGAAAGAGAUAGGCCUUGAAUUCGAGCGGCUUCCAGCAAAGCAGUGCGUGCACGUCUUCCACCAGCGCUACCUCACCGGACAACAAGUUGACUACCGCUACGACACCAGGGAGCUUAGCACCGGCGAAGUGGUUGCCCGUCUCGUCACACCGUCCUUCUACGACCGCAUCUUCGAAGGACCCAGCCGAAGUGACGCCAAAGAGGCAAUGGUCGCCGUGGCCGAGCAUGUCUUCAUCAAGGACUUGCAGGUAAACCGAGCAGCAAGUCGUCUUACUCCUGCCAUCGACAGAAUCCGACGCCAUGUGACCAACAUGCUUGAGCGACCGGGAUUGAAGGCAUCAUUGACUCGAGGAGGCGUCAACAUCAAGAUGCUCACUCAGGAUUCGAUUAAAGCUAUUUUUCAAGGCUUUCAGGGCAAAGGAUGUAGAACCGCACUGUGGGACGGCAACCAGUAG
This is a messenger RNA of Symbiodinium necroappetens, 867 nucleotides long. NCBI's taxonomy places the organism in Eukaryota, Dinophyceae, Suessiales, Symbiodiniaceae. The record is from the annotation of a GenBank genome assembly.